This is a messenger RNA of Sinocyclocheilus anshuiensis, 1045 nucleotides long. RefSeq names its product ubiquitin-associated protein 1-like. The transcript is spliced from 4 exons. The record is from RefSeq and is a predicted model, not a curated record. Gene Ontology annotation, cellular component: ESCRT I complex. Lineage: Eukaryota; Metazoa; Chordata; Actinopteri; Cypriniformes; Cyprinidae. Gene Ontology annotation, molecular function: ubiquitin binding. The coding region runs from base 1 to 843 and encodes 280 amino acids. Gene Ontology annotation, biological process: ubiquitin-dependent protein catabolic process via the multivesicular body sorting pathway.
AUGUUUCAGUAUGUGUUCAGCCUGGAGAACUGGGUUCUCACGGGUUUCCAGGGCGGCUAUCCAACCCUCAAUCCCCGCUCUUCCUGUGAGCCUACGGCAACCUGUCCUCCUUACUGGAUGAUGUUCAGCAGCCCUCAGGAGAGUAGGUUAGCCAGCCGCUGGAGCAGUGACUUCUGGGAGCCCAACCCUCAUCCCCGCAGCCGCAGCUUAAAUGCUGCUCACUACCACACGAUGAACGCCCGAGUCAGAUUCACCAUUUCUGACUCUGAAGAUGAAGAAUUUACAGAAGAAGAUGGUCUUGCUGAGGGUGAAGCACAGUCCAAACGGGGUGGUUCGGGUUUGCCAAGACAAGGACCAGGGUUGAAAGACUUGCACGCUUGUGGAUCAUCAAACUUCCUCAAGCUGCCUUCACCUUGCAGCCUCUCCACACAGCUCCAGGGGACGUCGACUUCCCUCUGCAGGUGUAACUCACCCAAAAGAAACUUCCAGAGGAGUCAGAGCUCUGCUGGUCAUACUAAUGCAUCUUCCACAAUCUCCCCCGACAACUUACAGUUUGAAUGCAUCAACAAUCCCACCCCAAAGGCCCAGGGUUCAUUCUUCCCCCUGGCCCCAUCACGGCCACUCAAUUCCCACGCUGCCGUCCUGGACUCUUCGGUCGAGCUGCUCUCCGCUCUCAGCCCAGAGGAGAGGGAGCUGCUGGCGGCCGUGACCGAGCGGGGCUACCCUCUCCGUACAGCCAUCAUCGCCCUCCAGAAAACUGGCCAGCAGAGUCCAGAGCAGAUCUUGAGUUAUCUGGUAGCGUGUGAUCGGUUUUGUGAACUCGGCUAUGAUGAAGCUCAGUGAUGAAGCUCAGGCUUCCAGCAGAAUGCUAUUAAGGAGGUUCUUCUGGUGCAUGAGAACCACAGAGAGCGAGCGCUGGAGGAACUCAUGACCCGCGUGGCCGUGUUAUGAUGCAGUGAAUUAGCUGCGAUCAUGCUCCUCCUCUAGCCAAUCAGAUGAAGAGGGGCGGUGACGUCACUCCAACUCGCCUCAUUAGCUGCCAAUG